Caenorhabditis angaria is the source of this 1478-nucleotide messenger RNA. The record is from the annotation of a GenBank genome assembly. NCBI's taxonomy places the organism in Eukaryota, Metazoa, Nematoda, Chromadorea, Rhabditida, Rhabditidae.
AUGUUUCUUUUCUUCCUUCUCUCCUCAUUUUUAUUCCAAAUUUCGAAUGCUUCCGGAUCAAUCGAAUUGAUUUUGACUGCACAACAAAAUUCUUAUAUUAUGACCGAAAUUUGUGCUGAAACUCGUUGCAUUAAUAUUGGAAAGAAUAACAAAAGAAUUGAGCUCAACGCCAAUUUUCCACAUAGAAUGUUUGAAGGACGUUUUAUAUCGAAACCCCAGGUAGGAAUUGGUUUUAUUAUAUUUAUUGAAAGAAAAACAAGUUUUAAUUUUUUCAGGUCUACUUUGAUCUUCACUUCAUAAUUUUCAAUGCAAAUGGAGGUAAGAUUCUGAAUUAUUUCUCAAAACGAGGCACAUAUUCUAUUGUGAAUUUCUUACAGAUUUGAUCGGAAGUGCUUUCACCAAACAAAAACAUGAUAACAAUUGGAAGACGAAUGUGUUUGAAACAUCGGAUGAAUUCAAUAUCACCUACUCAUUUAGAACUGUUUGUAGCAAGUUAGUUUAUUUUUGGGAUUUAUACCACCUGAUGCUGAAUAUUUUUAUAAAGCUCAAAACUCUGAAUCUCAAUUCCUUCUGAAAGUAAUUUUUGAAGAUUUCAAAACACUUGACACUCUUUUUUAGUCUCCAAUUUUCAGAAACUACUUCGGUUCCGUAUGCGAAACCUUCUGCAAAACUCAUCCGGAUCGUCAUAUGGAUUGCUCUCCAACCGGUCAAUCAAAAUGUAUGCAAGGCUGGACUGGUGAAGAUUGUAUGACUCGUAAGUUUAUUUUCAUUUUUCUUCUUUCUCCAUAUGAAAAAUAAAUAUGUUUUCAGCAAUUUGCACAAAUAACUGUAGUAAAAAUGGAAAAUGUGCUGCGCCUGGACAAUGUGAAUGUAAUACUGGAUUCAAAGGAAAUGAUUGUUCCGAAUGUAUUCCAACUUCUGGAUGUGUUUAUGGUGGAUGUGUCUCAAAUAAUCAAUCAUUUACUUGUCAAUGUUUUCCUGGUUAUACUGGUCCACUUUGUGAGAAUCAAAUCAACCGUCAAAUGCCAAUUGAUAAUGAUAAUAUCAAAUUGAAACAUGUUAGAGGAAGACAAUCAAAUAUAAUUUUGGAUCAGAAUUCAAUCGAAGUUUCAAAUGGAAUUGAUAUUAUGGUAUUCGUUUUAUUUGUGAUUUGUUUGAUUGUUGUUUCGGGAGCGAUUUUUGUUCUUUUGUGUAAGAUUUCAAUUCGAAAUCGGAGGAUGAAUUCUGGAAUUGAAGUUGAAGUCGAAAUUGGAGCAAAAGUAAACAAAUCAUAUGAGGUAAGACAAAUUAAAAUUGAAGGCAAUUAGUUAAAUUUACCAAAGCCUCUGACUUCAAAAAAUCUAAUUUCAAAUGUUUUUUUUCAGGUUUAUACAAUUGAUACAACUCCAAAUUGUCACCACCACAGUAAUAUUUGUGAUCCACCACCAAAAUAUGAAGUGCUACAAUUUCAACAAGAUUCUAAUUCUCUAAAAUGCUGA